This is a messenger RNA of Thalassophryne amazonica, 709 nucleotides long. It is a transcript of the gene isg15, whose product is annotated as ISG15 ubiquitin like modifier. Gene Ontology annotation, cellular component: nucleus; cytoplasm. Bases 150 to 671 code for a protein of 173 amino acids. Gene Ontology annotation, molecular function: protein tag activity; ubiquitin protein ligase binding. Gene Ontology annotation, biological process: protein ubiquitination; modification-dependent protein catabolic process. The record is from RefSeq and is a predicted model, not a curated record. The transcript has 2 exons. NCBI's taxonomy places the organism in Eukaryota, Metazoa, Chordata, Actinopteri, Batrachoidiformes, Batrachoididae.
UGAGGCAACCUAUAAAAGCAGCUGUGGGCUGAGUCCUGUGGUACAACUGCGGAGCAUCAACGGGGGUUUGGAGACUUAAAAACGGACCAAAGAAUUUUUCGUAUUUAUUGUUUAUCUUCUUGAGAGCUGACAGCAAGACUAUCGGCAGCAUGGAUAUAACCAUCACUAUGCUGAAUGGCAUGUCCCGAACCCUGACUGUGGACCCGAUGACCACGGUGGCCUCUCUAAAAUACCUCAUCCACGACCAGCUGGGAGUUCCACCUGACAGCCAGAAGCUGCACUUUGACAAUGGCCACACAACUCCUCUCAAUGAUGAUUCGAAGCCUGUGAGCUACUACGGCCUGCAACAUGGAUCCAGAGUGUCUCUGCUGGUGACUGAGCCGAAGCCGCCCACUGUCCUCCAGAUUUUGGUCCAAAACGAAAAGGGGCAGACCAAGACCUAUGAUGUCAAAGCCAAUGAGCUGGUGAGCAACUUGAAGAAAAAGGUUCAGUGCAAAGAGGGGGUUCCUGUGGACCAACAGAGGCUGAUUUACGAAGGCAAGCAAAUGGAGGACUGUGAACUGCUGUCGUACUAUAACGUCAAACAUUUGACCACCAUCCAGAUGACGCUCCGCCUGAGAGGAGGAUCUCAGCCUUGUCAAAACACUGAGUGUUCAUUUGCCUACUAUUAGCCAAAAUUAAAGAGCUUUUUUUUUUAUUAUUUAAAAAA